AGCGUCUAACAGACAGACGGACAUUCAGAUAGUGUGUGCAGGGAGCCCAGAGGGGCUGUCGGGUGAGCUACUUGAAGCAAAAGCGCUUGGAGCACCAAUAAAGCAAAUAGCAUGUACUUGACAAGGGCCCAAGGAGAAAGAGAGAAGCAGCUGUUGGAGGAGGAGAGUCAGACAAAGACGGAGUAAGGGGCUGUCCUUACUUGCUCCUCACUGGGAGGACUGUUAGUGGGAGGAGGCAAGACAAGAGGGAGAGCAGGAGCAAGCAGAGGGGGACAAGAGAAGGAAAAAAGAGGAGUAAGCAGUCUGUUCGGAAUGUAAAGAGAUCAGACAGAGAUCUGAAGUUCUUGUAGUUUCCUAGCCUCCGCUGUGCUGCUCACCCUGAGCUGAGGGACCAUGCUGCAGGGUUGGACUCCUCCUGGGCUCUGGGCUCUCCUGCUGUGGCUGCCGGGGCUCCUGGCGUCAGGCUCGGACUUCAAGCAUCACCGAUACGAGGAGAUGGUGCGGGCGCUGUUUGCGGUGCAGAAUGAGUGUCCUUAUAUCACCCGCAUCUAUAGUAUUGGGCAGAGCGUGGAGGGACGCCACCUUUAUGUGCUGGAGUUCAGCGACAACCCAGGCAUCCAUGAAGCAUUGGAGCCGGAGUUCAAGUACGUGGGCAACAUGCACGGCAACGAGGUGCUCGGCCGUGAGCUCCUCAUCAAGCUCGCCCAGUUUCUGUGUGAGGAGUAUCAGGCGAGGAACCAGCGGAUCACGAGGCUAAUCCACGACACUCGCAUCCACAUCCUGCCCUCCAUGAAUCCUGACGGCUAUGAAGUGGCCGCCAGACAGGGUCCGGAGUUCAACGGCUAUCUGGUAGGUCGAGGGAAUGCCAGAGAAAUUGAUCUGAACCGGAACUUUCCAGACCUGAAUGCACUCAUGUACUACUAUGAGAAAAACAAUGGACGAAACCACCACCUGCCUCUGCCAGACAACUGGGAGCAGCAGGUUGAACCAGAGACCUUAGCAGUCAUUAAGUGGAUGCAAAGCUACAAUUUUGUCUUAUCAGCCAACCUCCACGGUGGAGCCGUGGUGGCCAAUUACCCGUUUGACAAAUCCAGAUACCCUCGCAUUAGAGGACGCACGACACAUGCGGACACUCCCGACGACAAGCUCUUCCGGAAGUUGGCGAGGACCUACUCGUAUGCUCACAGCUGGAUGCACAAAGGCUGGAACUGUGGAGACUUUUUUGAUGAAGGCAUCACCAACGGGGCCAGCUGGUACUCUCUGUCCAAAGGCAUGCAGGACUUUAACUACCUGUACACCAACUGCUUUGAGAUAACUCUGGAGCUGAGCUGCAAUAAGUUUCCCCCUGAAUCUACACUGCCCGGAGAAUGGAUGGCCAACAGAGAAGCUCUGGUUUCAUAUAUUGAGCAGGUGCAUCAUGGGAUAAAAGGCAUGGUGUAUGAUGAAAACAACAACCCCAUCCGCAAAGCUGAAAUCUCAGUGGCUGGAAUCAACCAUGAUGUGACAAGUGGGGUGGAUGGCGACUAUUUCAGACUUUUGUUACCAGGCACCUACACGGUGACAGCCUCUGCACCGGGUUACCUCCCCUCCACCAGCACCGUCACAGUGGGACCAGCUGAGGCCAUUCAGCUUCAUUUUUACUUGAAAAAGGCCAAGAAGCAAAACUUGAAACAGAAGCCCCACAAAAGCAAGAGGAACCUCUCAUCCCACAAAACCUCUCUGAAGCUGAGCCCCAGAUGAGACACAGACUUUAAAACUACAUGCAGAAAAACAUGCACACACUCAUAGUCUCAUAUAAAACAUAUACUUUAUACCAGCUUCACUUGAACAACAUAACGACAUUCCUUUUGUAGCUUUUAGGAUUCAUCAAGCUCUCGUGGUUUUUGCUGAUGACCCUUAAAUGCGUGUCUUUAUUAAGAAAUUGUUGCAAGCCUGUUGUAUUUAUGUAUCAUUUUUGGCUAUGUAUGAUCUCAGCUGACCGGUAUGUUACUAUUUUUUUUCCACUGUAUUAAUUUGAUGAACAAUAAAUGAAUGUUUUGACCACCA
Oryzias latipes (Japanese medaka) is the source of this 2046-nucleotide messenger RNA. RefSeq names its product carboxypeptidase N, polypeptide 1 (gene cpn1). Gene Ontology annotation, molecular function: zinc ion binding; metallocarboxypeptidase activity. The record is from RefSeq and is a predicted model, not a curated record. Gene Ontology annotation, biological process: peptide metabolic process; protein processing. NCBI's taxonomy places the organism in Eukaryota, Metazoa, Chordata, Actinopteri, Beloniformes, Adrianichthyidae.